AUGGCAGUUGACUUUCAACUGCCCUGGUGCAUGCCUCCGGUGUCGGUGCAGGACAACUCGGGGCCUAAGGUGCCUUUUUGGACAAUAAACGUUGCACAGAAUGUCAUGUCGGGUCAAAUUCCUUUAGAAGAGAGCGUUGAGAUUCACGGUUCACCAGACGACGGCGUCAAGCCCUCUAUGUUUUCUCUGUACCUUGGAUGCCUUCAUGGUGUCGUGGCAGGUGUCAGCAGCAAAACAUGGUUCCUAAGCUUACUACUUAGCCCAAUGUCCCAUGUAAGACAUUGUCAUAAUACAACACUUCGCAUAGCCUGCGCCCGAUGGAACCUGCAGUACAUGCUUUCACAACCUCCCAUCUUGAUGGAUGCGCCGGGACUUGGCGAAAGAACUCGCGCAUUCGCCUUCAAUGCCAGCAACGCAAGUGACCUCUCCUCUCCAGCGAGGGAUGCAGGUCAAGGUUUCAACAUCAUGGAAGGAUUAUCGGCGGGCCGGAAAUGGGCCUACUCCAGCGGCGCACAUGAAAUAACAGACACCAUCACCGAGCCCACCAAGAAGGUCUUCCACGACUCCAAGAUCAUGCACAAGAUUGUCCUCGUCGGCAGUUUCACUUAUAUGUUGCCAUCGACACCGACGGUAUCCUCAAUGCCUCUGCCUCCAACUAGAAUGUCAACUCGCAUUACGAUCACAUACAACAAGGGUCAUCUGGACAAAGGAACACAAAAUGGAGGCGAGUCGAGCGUGAGGGGGCAUUGUUGUAAGCACGUGGUGAUAUCCCCAACCUCUGAGUCGCCCUGUUACUGUGGGUAG
Laccaria bicolor S238N-H82 is the source of this 804-nucleotide messenger RNA. RefSeq lists its product as uncharacterized. The transcript is spliced from 11 exons. The coding region runs from base 1 to 804 and encodes 267 amino acids. Lineage: Eukaryota; Fungi; Basidiomycota; Agaricomycetes; Agaricales; Hydnangiaceae. The record is from RefSeq and is a predicted model, not a curated record.